AAUUAUUAGUACGACUAAAGCUAUAGCACAAAUAUUGAAUUGCGUAAAUUACGUUCAAUUCAUUUUAUACUUUCAUUAAGAAGUUUUUAUUCAUAUUACAUCGAUUUGUGAAGUUUUUCUCAUGUAAAUAUUCGUUUUCCGCGAAUACUCGUCACCGAUUAUGAGUCACCUACAAAAAAAGCAAAAAAUGUACAACACAGAUCACCAGAGCCAUUAUGAAAAUUCAGUGGAAUCACCACCAAAAAUAUUCAAUUUGACCAUCGAUUGCUUCGACGAAAUAUUCGAAUAUUUGAACAUGAAAGAUUUACAUUCAUUCGGACAAACAUGCAAGCGAAUGAACAAAGUGGCCGGCGAAUAUUUCAAACAAAAUCAUUCAUCGGCUGAGAAAUUCUGCGCAAAAGAUGGAAUUCACACAGUUUAUUCGGACAAAGACGGUGUUAUAAAUGAACGCAUUCAAACAUCUGGUUUCAAUAAUUUCAUGCCAUGCAUUUCACAUUAUCAUCGUGACCUCGGUCCACUCAAAUAUAUUAAAUCGCACAUCAGUGAAUUUGAGUCAACUAAACACAUUUAUCUGGUGGAAUUGGAAAUUACUAACGGAAGAAUUGAGCAUUUUAAACAAUUGUUACCCCAAUUGGAAAUUGUCCAACACCGCGGUUGUACGUUGCAUGGUGACUUUUAUGAUUUGAUAUUGAAAUAUUGUAAGAAUUUGAGAGAGAUUUAUAUUCAAAAUUCAGCUGCCGGUAACCGUAUAAAUGGUAAACUCAACUGGUUAUUACAAGAAUAUCCAAAGCUUGAACGUUUCGAAUUGAUGCCUCGUGAUUCUUAUCAAUUUGAAGAGCUGCGUAAUUUUUUCGUACGCAAUCCAAAUGUACAGAGAUUUUCAACUACCGCUGGUUUUUUGUGGAAGAAUGGUGACAUAUUUUUAAAUUCCAAUGCAAAAUUGGAUAUAUUGGAACUUAAAGGAUUUUACUUUUCUACGUGGUUUUCAUCAGUUGGGAACCAAACGUCAAAAAUUUCUUUGGAAUUAUUAAAUCAACUCCAUGAACAAGGCUUCUAUAAACGACUAUACAUUUACGUCGAUGUAGUUGAUGAAUUUGACAGCACUUUAUUUGCCUCACUCAAAGGUCUGGAGUUAUUGUGCAUUCGAUGGUUCGACGAGAGUUAUAAUUUAGCUCAAUUGACCAAUCUGAGAGAAUUAAUCAUUUUGGAUAGAUCGAAAGCCAAGGAUAUGGAAAUUUUAGCAAAUGGACUGAUAAAACUCGAACGUCUUUACAUUGAUUUGGCUAGCUUCGAUGACAUUAUGCCAUUCAUUCGUCGAUCACCGAAAUUGAACAAAAUCAAAUUUUUACCACGAAACAAGGGUGUAAUUUUGAAUUUGACACUGUUGAAUAUCGAACGUGCCAAGUUGGUUGGAGCACGAAAAAUAAUAAUUUAUACGCGUGACGAUGUCUUCCUGGCUACUAAAUGGACGACCAGAAACGGUGACACUAAUUUGAGCUUCAUUGAAAUGAUACGAUCGGAUUCGCUUGAAUGGAAUCAUCAUUAUUAAAUAUAAUUUUUUUGAAGAAGAAAUUUUUUAUUCAAAUCUUCAGUCAGAUCAAUAUUCGGUUUAAAUUUAAAAUCUUUGCAAAUUCAUUUUUGAAAAAAAGCUAAAGAAGUUUGUCUUUGUCUUACCAUUUAUAUUUCACAUUACUUUUUCAAAUUUUAGAACUGAAAAAGAACGGAGAAAUUGAUUCCAUCAUAAUCUGAGUAAAUUUUUGAAUAAAGGAAAAUCCAAACAUACAAGUCUUUUUCCCUUUCAAAAUGUAAUUUGAAGAAUACGGAAGUACAUCAACAAAUAGUUGUUGAUGGCUGAUUUCAUAUAAUAACACAUAUGUUAAGAAGUAAACUCCUGGAGAAAUGUUUAAUUAAAUAUCUGAAAUAAGGAAUACAUGAAUUUAUUAGAAAAUAUAUCAUAUAGUUUUCAUUUUUACUGACAAUUAUUCACACAGAAUGUGUCACCAGUUUCAUAAUUUUAACGAUUUUUUUUAAACGGUUGGAAACGAUAAACGUCAAGAAAAUAGAAAAAAACGAUGAAAAACGUCAGAAGUAAAAUAAAUGUCAAAACCAUAUCUAUUUGUCAUUGUAUCUAUUUUUCCUUCUUAUAAUUAACAAAAUAUUAUUUUUGAGGUCCCAUUAAAGAUUUGCUAUGAGUUAUCUACAGAAGAAGCGGAAAUUUUCUCACUCAGAUAACAAAAAUCAUAAUGAAGAUGCUGUGGCUAGUACAUCAAACGACGAAUCUCCGCCGAAAAUAUUUAAAUUGAACAUCGAUUGCUUUGACGAGAUAUUUGAAUAUUUGAACGUGAAAGAUUUGCAUUCAUUCGGUCAAACAUGCAAGCGAAUGAACAAUCUGGCCGGCGAAUAUUUCAAACAAAAUUACUCAUCUGCUGAGCAAAUCUGCAAAUAUGAUGGAAUUUACAUGUAUUAUUGGUACAAAGAUGGUGUUGUAAAACGCAUCCAAACAUCUGGUUUCAAUAAAUUUAUGCUGUUCAUUUUA
Molecule: messenger RNA, 2536 nt
Organism: Contarinia nasturtii (swede midge)
Lineage: Eukaryota; Metazoa; Arthropoda; Insecta; Diptera; Cecidomyiidae
Exons: 3
Coding region: 161-1549 (462 amino acids)
Molecular function (GO): protein binding
Source: RefSeq, a predicted model, not a curated record